Molecule: messenger RNA, 2251 nt
Organism: Spizellomyces punctatus DAOM BR117
Lineage: Eukaryota; Fungi; Chytridiomycota; Chytridiomycetes; Spizellomycetales; Spizellomycetaceae
Exons: 2
Coding region: 299-2101 (600 amino acids)
Source: RefSeq, a predicted model, not a curated record
GGCCAGCUGGCCCCCCGCCCUCUCGUCCCCCCGCCGCCGUCCCCUUUGUAUCACCGCCUUUUUUCACGCGAAACCGGCUUGGUCCGGGGAACGUGAACCUCCCCCAUUGUCGACCGACGACGCCCCGCUGCGUUGCUCAGCUCCGCGUAAGGCCCUGUAACGUCGCACUCACGUAUAUUGAACUGCGCUGUCGCCUCUGCCACGGCAAUCCUUUUUAGCCUUGCUUCUCUUGUCGCCCGCUCUGUCUUUUUGACAAAACGCGGAAUCAAGACUUUUGAAUGUCGUUGGGGUCAUUGCAAUGAACGAUAUUUCUGGCCUUCAACCCAAAGGAACUCGAGAGGCAGCUGUCCAAGUCAACUUACCUCCUUUCCAUAUACCAUAUGACAGACAUUGGUAUGAUGGUUUUCCGUCAUGGUAUCCGCCCCCACCACCUCACAGUCCAUACAUACCAUAUCCUCCACCCGGUAUGCACCCGGCAUACGCUUACGGUGGUGGUCCGCCGGGAUGGGAAGCGUAUUCAGGUAGACCAUAUUAUUACGAGGAGGACCGUGGCGAGGAUGGAAAACAUCGGGAUUUGGCGUCCAUUGGGGGAGGAAAGCGGCGGAGGGACGCGAUCGAUGAACACGGCUACCCAAAUGGAUGUCAUGAAAAGAUUCCUGAUGUGGGAGAACGCUGGCACAAACGCGUGGACCGGAAACAUCGCAGAGAGCUCAAAGAAAAACUUAAUCAUAAGGGAAACAAAAAACAUCGGGAAUACAUUUCUUCACCUUCAUCCUCCUCGGGCAGCACUGCGUUUUCCGACUCUUCAGAAGGCGCAACCAAACCUGCGCGCAAGUCAGGUCACAGAUACCCACAAGCUUCUCACUCGCUGAAAAGGGCCCACAGAAAACAUGCGCGACUUUUAAAACCGAUUUAUCCUUCGUCAACCGAUACUUCUGACUCUGAGCAGAUGAAAUCUGAGCCAAAGUUUUUUGAUAAGCCUUUGGAACGGCAGUAUGUUAACCGACCCGAUCCUCGAAACGGACGGCAAGGUCGGAUUCCUCAGCCAGAGUAUUCGAGCACUAGUUCUAGCUCUGGUUCUGAAGCUGAAGAGCAGUCCAGCGAAGAGGACGAGCAACCCAAAGAAGUCAAAGACGAUGCUAGUACAUCGCGCUCAAACAGCUUUGCUUCUCAAGAGUCAGGGCCUUCCCGCACCUCUUCACACAGCCUUUCAUACCUGCCUAAUAUUCCGAUUGUGGCACCACCCCCUCCACCACCCAUUGUGAUCAUUCCACCUAAUGUUAACACUGCUCCGAAUACCCUUCCCACGCCCACCACGACACCUCCAGAUGCUCCCCAGGCACGCAAAACAGGCUAUUGGACCGAAGAGGAAACGAUUCGCCUUAUACAUGCUGUUAACGUUCACGGACAAACGUGGGCGCGAGUAGCGCGCGAUGUACAAACCCGAGACGCAAAUCAAUGCGAAAAGCGAUGGCGAAGAAUUGAUCCAAAAGAUUACGUUGGCAUUCCACCUCCAAGCAUUCAUCAAACACCUGUGACGACACUUUCGUCUGCACUUCCUUCCGCAAGUCCACUCCCAGUACAACUUCCACCGCCUUUGCCUCCUCAACCCGAACCACAACGCCCUUCGCCACAGAACCCAACCACGCGCACUAUCCGCCCAUGGACAAACCAAGAAGACAACGCCCUGCUCCAAGCCGUUCAAAUACAUGGCCAAAACUGGCGACUUGUAGCAUCUCUCGUUCCGACUCGGAACACACGGCAAUGCAAGGAACACUUUCUCCGUGUCCUGUCGCGUCGCUCUGACGUCUCCAGCCCGGUCCCAUACUGGAGUAAAGAGGAAGAUGAAAUCUUGCUGGAUGCAUAUCAAGAGGUCGGGCCGCGUUGGACCCUGAUUAAAGACAGACUGGAGGGCCGGAAUGAAGGAGCUUGCGAAAAGCGUCUCAAGAAAUUGAAGGGGAGGGAGAGUUCUGAUAAGGAUGGUGGUCACACGGGAGAUGAGGAAUUGACUGGAGAUGACCACGACCAUGGGCGAGAGCGUGACCACGACCGCGGAGUCAUUACGGAAGAGGAAUCGUUGAGUUCCAAUAUUAUGGCGUGAGAACCUUAUUUGUGCUACAGCAACUCUGUCUGUGCAUGUGCGUAUUUUCAGAUGCGGAGAGCAAUCAUGUGUAUAUUGAGUAUUUUUUUGCAAAUAUAUUUACAAAGCGAGGAGUCUGGCCUUGGCAGCAAAGCUGCAGAUCUAUCUCGA